Messenger RNA from Aegilops tauschii subsp. strangulata, 385 nucleotides. Its product is annotated as auxin-responsive protein SAUR36-like. Gene Ontology annotation, biological process: response to auxin. NCBI's taxonomy places the organism in Eukaryota, Viridiplantae, Streptophyta, Magnoliopsida, Poales, Poaceae. The record is from RefSeq and is a predicted model, not a curated record.
AUGGCAAAGAAGUGGCAGAGGAUGGCGGCCAUCGGGAGGAAGAGGCUCACCCAGACCACUACAGCCGCAGAAGGAGCAGCCAAUGACGAGCGCUGUACGACUUCACCGUCGGUGGCGAUGAAGGGCCACUGUGUGGUGUACACCGCUGACAGCGUGCGGUUCGAGGUGCCGCUGGCGUACCUCAGCACCGCGGUCUUGGGCGAGCUCCUGAUGAUGUCCCAGGAGGAAUUCAGCUUUGUAGGCGGUGACGACGGGAGGAUCACACUGCCCUGCGAUGCCGCGGUCAUGGAGUAUGCCAUGUGCUUGCUCCGGAGAGAUGCUCCGUCGCGAGGCCGUGCAGCAGCUUUGGCGGCAGUGUGGUGGGCGUAGGGCUUAACCAGCAAGU